Molecule: messenger RNA, 831 nt
Organism: Pezoporus flaviventris
Lineage: Eukaryota; Metazoa; Chordata; Aves; Psittaciformes; Psittacidae
Gene: SCNM1
Product: sodium channel modifier 1
Exons: 8
Coding region: 38-778 (246 amino acids)
Biological process (GO): RNA splicing
Cellular component (GO): nucleus
Source: RefSeq, a predicted model, not a curated record
GGGAGCGCGGUUCCCAUAGCAACCGCCGGCCGCCGCCAUGUCCUUCAAGCGGGAAGGCGACGACCCCGCGGAGCUCGGGGUGCUGCAGAAGAGACGCGUUGCAGACCUCUUGGCCAGCUACAUCCCCGAGGAGGAGGCGCUGCUGCUGAGGAGCGGGAGGUACGCCUGCACCGUGUGCGCCCAUCGCCCCGUCUUCGACACGCUGGACGUGCUGAGCGUGCACAGGGCUGGCAGGAAGCACAGGAGCAGCCUGCAGCGCUUCUAUGGCAGGAAGGGCUCGGGUGAGGACACGGCGCAGAAGCUGCAGCCCAAGGAAGAGGUGCAGGCAGAGGGCUCCCCAGCCCCUCUUCUGGCACGGACAAGGAGGAUUGCCCAGAGUGCUCUGCUGAAAGCAGCUCCCUACAGCAGCUGCUGCCGGAGGACGGGGGUGGAGGGAAGCAGCUCACGAGCUUGGACGGGGCCGAGUGCUGCCCCGGCGCUGCCAGAGCCGUCACAGAAGGAAGGAGAAGCUGUUGUCAGCAGCACUGCAGCUGUGCUGCUGGGGCACCGUGGUGGGCAAGCAGACCCCGUGAAGGUGACGCCCGGCCGCAGAAACAAAGCUUCCUCAGCCCCGGGGCAGCCCAAAGCCCUCAGCCCCGAGAGGCGCCAGGCGCUGGAGCAGUACCUGAGGCUGCGGAGCGCCGGCUGGAUCCGGGACCGCUCGGGCAAGUGGGUGAAGGACGAGAACGCUGAAUUCGACUCCGACGAGGAGGAGCCGCCCCUGCUGCUGCCGGCGUGAGCCCCCCCCCAACCCCUGCCCCAGCGCUCCCCAUGGGCACGGCUCCCCCCCCC